Molecule: messenger RNA, 777 nt
Organism: Arabidopsis lyrata subsp. lyrata
Lineage: Eukaryota; Viridiplantae; Streptophyta; Magnoliopsida; Brassicales; Brassicaceae
Exons: 3
Coding region: 136-690 (184 amino acids)
Source: RefSeq, a predicted model, not a curated record
ACCAUAACAACAAAGAACAAAUCUACUCUUUACAAACAUAUAUACGUAAGCAAACACAAAUAAUUAUUCUCUGUAAUUGUGGAGUAGGUCUCAAGUAAUCUCGUCUUCCCUCUUAGGGGAUUUAAGAAAAAAUCAAUGGAAGUUCAAGAACAAUAUAACCGGAAUGGGCUACCCAAAUUUUCUAUCUUUUUCAUGUUCAUAUUUCUCUUUGGUCUCGUCGCAUUCUUCCUGUGCCUUUCGGCCGAGUUUCAAAAGGCUAAGGGGAAAGAUCUGAAAUGGGAUGGAGAAUCGUGUUAUUUACCCGAAAAUCGUGCUUUCGGGUUAGGAAUUGCUGCUUUGGCCUGUGUUUCUGUUGCUCAGAUCGUCGGAAACGUUGUGAUCUGUAGAGGUUUCUUGAAAACGAACAAAACCGGAACGACACUGUUAUGUAUAAUUCUUCUGUUGUUUUCUUGGGUUAAUUUUGCAGUUGCGGUUACAUUGAUAAGCGUUGGUGCAAGCAUGAACAGAGAGCAGAGAUACGGCAAAGGGUGGCUAAACCGUGAGUGUUACCUUGUGAAAGACGGAGUGUUCUCAGCGUCUGGCGUUCUGUGCGUUACAACGCUGGCCGCUAUUCUUGGAGCGUUUGCUUUUAGAGUAAAACCAUCAUUACAGGUCGACACUCAUGACAAACGUCACACCCAAAAUGUGUAGUAGUUUGAAAAUUAAGUAGAAAGCAAAUAAAUAUUAUCAAAUGGAAAAUGCCAAAUCUUCACAUCAAAUGGAUAUAUUCAUUGCCUU